AUUAAUAUUGCAGUUAAAAUUUCGGCAUCAUUAGGGCGUAUUGUUGGGGGUGUUAUAACUUCUGCUGAAGAACAUCCGUAUAUGGUGUCUCUUAGAUUUCGUGAUAAACAUAUUUGUGGGGGUACUAUUGUAUCCAAUCGUUACAUUCUUUCUGCUGCACAUUGUCUUGUUAGAAUUUCGCCAUUUUUAUUCACCAUCAUAGCUGGAACAAGUUCUCAACACGAAAUAGGUGACGUUUAUUUCGUUCACUUUCCAAUAGUCCAUUCAUUUAAAAUAAAUGAUGGCUCUAAUGAUAUAGCUCUUCUUAGAACAACAUCCAAUAUUAGAUUCCAUGAUAAAGUUCAGCCGAUUGAACUUACUGAUGUAGACAUUAAUGAAGAUAAGUAUCCAGUGACCAUGAUUGGUUGGGGUCGGCUUACGGUAAAUAACUUCAUGUAUAUUGGGCCGACUUCAACGUACUUACAAAAAAUAAAUUUGAAUAUUAUUGAUAACAUAACUUGCAAGCGAGAAUGGAAUUUUAUUAAUGAAGGACACAUUUGUGUGGCAACUACUUUGAAGCAAGGAAGUUGUUUAGGCGAUUCAGGUGGUCCAAUAGUUGCUAACGAUCGGCAAAUCGGAAUAAUAUCCUUUGGAAAAAUGUGUGCUGCAGGAAAACCUGAUGUUGCAACCAGAAUUUAUCAUUAUUUUAAUUGGGUUCGCAGCUAUGUUUUAUUUUAAAUUGUAUAAUCAAUAUAUAAAGAUACUUUUUCUAUUUGUUAGCACCUAUUAAAAUCAUAAAAAUAAAUCUGUUAU
Molecule: messenger RNA, 792 nt
Organism: Cotesia glomerata
Lineage: Eukaryota; Metazoa; Arthropoda; Insecta; Hymenoptera; Braconidae
Product: chymotrypsin-2-like
Exons: 4
Biological process (GO): proteolysis
Molecular function (GO): serine-type endopeptidase activity
Source: RefSeq, a predicted model, not a curated record